UGUGAGGAAGAGAUUGUGUCUGUGUGAGGAGGAUUGUUCAACACAGUGAGUGGCGUGCCUGUGUGUGUAUAUAUGUGUGUGUGUGUCACUGUGAUACUGUGUGUGUGUGUGUGUGUGUGUGUGUGUGUGUGUGUGUGUGUGUGUGUGUGUGUGUGUAUGUAAGAGAGACAUUGACUUAGAGAGGAAAAACGGGACAAGUGUUUGGUAUUUCUGUCUGCAUUUCAGUCUGAUAUCAACAGACAGGGAGUGUGUGUACACGUGCAGUCUGUGUGAGUGCACAAGUCAAUGUGUGCGUGUGCUUUUUAUGUUGUUGUUUUUUUGCUGUUGUUAGUCAAAAUGGAAGCAAAGCAGCUCUAACACAUGACAUCACUUUGCACGGCUACAUUUCAUACGGCCACACUCAGCUGCUGAAGGAGAGCAUCGUUGGUAUUGUUGCAUCUCUGGUCUCCUCCUUCCUCCCUCCUCCUUUCCCCUCCCUUCACUCAUCCAUCCAUCCGUCCACCCCCUCUCCUCUCCACACACGCACACCGAUUUGCGCAUCGCCUCCUCCGGCACAAUGACCAACGAUUCUCCGGAGGAGGAGACCCGAGCCCCGAGCGGCGGAGGAGGUGUCGGAGGUGGGAAAGUAAUCACUCGAAGGAACCGAGCGGACGACAAUGUGACCAUCCUGACAUCCUCCAUGGAUUUACACAGAGCCAGCCGGAGCCGAGCCAGCAGCAGCAACGAUCCCGCCCCGAGCAUCACAUCCUCCGUGGAUCUGAGCACCUCCUCUCUGGAGCUGAGCAUCCAGACGCGGAUCUUUAAGAUCAUCGUCAUCGGGGACUCCAACGUGGGGAAGACCUGCCUCACCUUCCGCUUCACCGGGGGAAGCUUCCCCGACAAGACCGAAGCUACUAUCGGCGUGGAUUUCAGGGAGAAGGCGGUGGAGAUUGAAGGGGAGACUAUCAAGGUGCAGGUAUGGGACACAGCAGGCCAGGAGCGAUUUCGUAAAUCCAUGGUGGAACACUAUUACCGCAAUGUUCAUGCUGUGGUCUUUGUGUACGAUGUCACCAAGAUGGCUUCCUUCCGCAACCUACAGACAUGGAUAGAGGAGUGUAAUGGCCAUCGGGUCUCGGCAUCAGUACCUCGAGUCCUGGUGGGAAACAAGUGCGACCUUGUGGACCAAAUACAGGUGCCCUCCAACACAGCUUUGAAGUUCGCCGACUCCCACAACAUGCUGCUGUUUGAGACGUCGGCCAAAGACCCGAGGGAGAGUCAGAACGUUGACUCCAUCUUCAUGUCUCUGGCCUGCCGUCUGAAAGCCCAGAAAUCCCUCCUCUACAGAGACGUGGAGAGAGAGGAUGGGAGAGUCCGGCUCACACAAGAGACUGAAACAAAGAGUAAUUGUCCGUGUUGAGGAAAAGGAGAAGUGGGAGGCAUAAUGGAAGGGGAAGAGAGAAGAGUAGCUGUACAUGUCAAGGAAGAGGAGGAGAGGGAUGAUAGGAGAGUGAGGUUACAACAAGAGUCUUUUAAAUUAAGUGCAACUUUCCUGGUUUAGGAGAAGGAAUGGGGGGGUUGAGGCUGACACUAAGAGCAACGUUUUUCAAGGGGGCUGAAACAUCAUCAAUAUUCUUGUUCUCAAGGAUGAGGAUAGGGAUUAGGAGUGAGGAUGGAGAGUAAAGAGGACAAGAGAUUUAUUAACAAUUCAGAAAUGAGACAAUGUUGUCUUUAAACUGCAGCAUAGUGUAGAUUCGUCCAAUUUAUUGAAAUAUAGACAGAAACAGAGUACAUUCAGUGUGCCCAGUGAACAGGCAAACACAGGAGAUGAGUCAUUUGGGGAUCUACAACAAACAGUCUUGAUGUAAGAGGCUAUUGUUUCCUGCCCUGGUUUGGUGUUUAUGACAGCCAUUACUAUCAGGAACAUUCUGAGGCAACAUAUUAGAGCAGUCUUAUUUUUGCUGCCUUAUUCAUAUUGAUUUCAUCCACAUCCUAGCUGAACCCAGAUUUCCCAACCCUUCUCUACUGCCUUAAAAAGAUACAUCUGUCUUGGUUUCAAGAACUCAUUCAGGCAAAAGUAGCAGAGAGGUUUUAAGUAUUUUAAUUGCUUGAGAUGAUCUUGGUUUGUACAAACAACCAAACACUCUCUUGUCUCCUAAGUGGCUAAGUACUUGAGAGGUUGAAUGAGACUCUUUUUGUCUCAGAAUCUUAAUGUACCAGAUAUCUAUCUGGGUCAGUCCUUCACAAGUUGACUUAAAAUUACUGUGAGAUCAAGAAUACAUAGGAAAAAUGAGAAAACACCUCUCAAACAAACUAUGGCUGAAAUACGGGGGAAAAGUGUAGGUGAGCUCAAAGGACCUACACAGGAAGACCUUGACAACAAGGUUUCCUGAAAACAGAGCAUUUAGAGGUUGUCAGGCAGCAUGUCACAUAUUGAUUUAGAGGCUGUAAGAUCCUCUUACCCUUAUGCAGGAGAAAUGCACUCUCCUACAAAGAAGAGCCAUCAAAGCAAGGCUCCGUUUUCUCAUCUAAUCCUGAUGUAAACAUAUCUUCUCUAUGCUACCCUCUGGCAAAGUGGCUUAUCCAGCUUUCCCUUUGUGUGCAAAUGUAAAAACAUCCAGUCUUUGCCAUAUGUGACCUCAAGACAGCCAGUCAGCCAGUCAGCCACAGCAAUUCCAUACUGAGUAAUGACCAUUAUUCAAAAUAAAGGCCUUCUGUUUACUAUGUAUAGACAUAUAUCUGCAUGUGUAUGCAGAAUCUGUAGACAACAGUACAAGAUUUUGGUAUCAGAAACAUUCUGGAGUAGUAUUGACCAAUCAUGUUUGAGCAAGCUUUAGUUGCUUGCAGGUUAACAGUUUGUGUGGAGAGGCGGAAUGCACUGGCCUAAAUGCAAUCUCUGAACCCAGCAGCUAUUGUCUGAUGAAGAUUUAUUUUAUUAGCUUUUUUAAGAAAUGUGUCUGUAUUCAUAUGCAGAUAGAGAAUAGAUGAAAUGGCCGGUGCAUGAAAGAGGAAGUCUUGGCCUGGAUAUCCACUGGCUCAACCCAAUUGCCAGAAAAAAAUGUUGCCAUUGUGCAUUUCUGCAAACUGUCGAAACAGCUUGAAAGCCAAACUCAAGGCUUCAAAACAGGAGUCCACAACCAAUGGAUGACAUCACGGCAGCUACGUCCAUUCAUUUUACAGUCUAUGGUUUAGGCAAAAAAAACAAACAAAAAACAUUAGUUUUAGUUAAGUAAAGAUCAUGUAGGGGCUUAAAAAACUGGUUUUGAUGGUACAGUCAGGGCUGAAGAAGCUGUUGAUACCUCGGUAAAAAACAACCGCUUUUUGUGUCACUGUCCCUGAUGGAAAAACAGGGAGGGGUCACUAAAAAACACCUACGUUUAGUGGCUGAACAGAUGAUUUGCUAAAAAACAACUGGUUUUGUUGGUGUCAAACAGUGGUCUGCAGCUUGGCAAGCGUUUUGCAGGCAUCUCACCUAAGUGUCAAGCCAUCCACCAUUCCCUUCAUCUCCUGAUGACACAGUCAGCUUAUAAACUACGUCACUUAUGAAAUGUUGAAAUGUAACGUAUUUGUGGUUUGCAGAAACUUACAAUGCCAACAUUUCCUUCUGGUGACUGAGAUGGCUGGAUUCACUGAAUCUCCCAAAACAUUGUUCUGAGAUUUCCUUCAGUCUGUCUUUGACAAUGUGCUCUCCUCAUCAAUAUCACUGCCUCCAGUCUCGGAGAGGACAGGAAACAUGAUAGAAAACUGUGACCCCUGUAUGGAUACUGGAUACAUUUAUACUGCGACACAUCCUGAGCCCAGGUGUAUGGUACAGUAUGAGUGACUUUUAAGCUUGGUGUCUGUAUAAGGGAACGAGUCCAUGAUGACACAGGCUGCAUGAAACAUUGUAGAAAGCCAUAUUCAUUAUUUAAUGUGCACAGAGAUGCAGAGUGUUUUACAUUCAGAGAGCUCCAGCUGGGUUGUGGAUGGAAGAACACUGUACAUGACUCAGUGUUGAAGCUAUGGAGCAUUUGUAAUAAGGCAUCAAUUCACAAGUCUGACCAUAAUGCUGUCACUUUGCUACGGCAGCACUUUCACCAUAUCUUACCCUAUUUUAACACUGUAGCCUACUUUUGCAAUCCUAUUAAUGUACUUGGAUGCCAUAUGUAAAAAAAUUCAGAUCAGUGAGCAUUUCAGACCAGUGUUCCCUCCAAGCUGACAGUCUGAUGACCUAAUUAAUAUUCCACUGAGCAACCUAAACACUGUGAAGAUGAAGUUAAUGAAAUCCAUAAGGCUAUUGUCUCAGCUGUAUCAGGUUUUGUUGAUUUUUAUUCAGACAUUCUUGAGUUUCAAACAUGUUUGUAUCAGAGGCAGCAGGAUCAAGCAGCCGUCACAGGUGAAUGAAAUAGCAUUACUGUAAAGUACCAGGAAAAUUUCUAGUCAUUCUUAGUGUAUGUAUGGAGAAAUCUGUGGCAUGGAACCCAGAGCCAUAGCUGAAACAAAAGCUGGGCAAAAGAACUCAUGAAAAAUAGGAUAACAUUCAUUCAUCCAUUUUCUGAACUGCUUGUACUGUUCAGGGUUGUGAGGGGGG
Epinephelus fuscoguttatus (brown-marbled grouper) is the source of this 4546-nucleotide messenger RNA. RefSeq names its product RAB33A, member RAS oncogene family (gene rab33a). The coding region runs from base 557 to 1396 and encodes 279 amino acids. Lineage: Eukaryota; Metazoa; Chordata; Actinopteri; Perciformes; Serranidae. Gene Ontology annotation, cellular component: endosome; Golgi apparatus. Gene Ontology annotation, molecular function: GTPase activity; GTP binding. Gene Ontology annotation, biological process: Rab protein signal transduction. The record is from RefSeq and is a predicted model, not a curated record. The transcript has 5 exons.